Molecule: messenger RNA, 4209 nt
Organism: Rhopalosiphum maidis (corn leaf aphid)
Lineage: Eukaryota; Metazoa; Arthropoda; Insecta; Hemiptera; Aphididae
Product: probable multidrug resistance-associated protein lethal(2)03659
Exons: 26
Coding region: 137-4177 (1346 amino acids)
Biological process (GO): transmembrane transport
Cellular component (GO): membrane
Molecular function (GO): ABC-type transporter activity; ATP hydrolysis activity; ATP binding
Source: RefSeq, a predicted model, not a curated record
UGUAGAUGUAAACGUUUGUUGAUUUGUUUCUGCAGCUUAUUUUUUUAACUAGUAUAUAUUAUAUUUAUUGAACUUUAACAAAUUGCACACACACUUUGAUUAAAUUAAGACUUUUGAAAAUUUUUAGAUUAUAAAUAUGGAUGCAACUUUCAAAGAAGAAAAGCCACUCAAUCCAAGAGCUAGAGCUAAUAUUUUUGAAAUUGUUACUUUUAGUUGGAUUUUAAGACUUAUUAAAAAAGGAUUAAAAAAAGAAUUAGAUUUAAUCGAUUUAUACACAAUUUUGGAAGAAGAUUCAUCUGCAUUACUGGGAAACAAAUUAGAAAAGUUAUGGGAGGAUGAAUUGUUAAAUUCGAAAAAAGAAAAAAAAACUCCCAGUUUUUUAAGGACACUAAUUAAAAUGUUUGGAACAAAGUUUAUUUGUACUGGAAUUGUAUUAAUAAUAUCAGAAAUUUUUUUAAGCAUUGGUAUAUCGACUAUUAUUGGAAAAAUAGUAAAACAUUUUGAAACAAAUAAAUCAGUUAAUCAAAGUCCAGAUGGAAUUUAUUUAGCAAUUUGCUUAAUUGCACUUUUAUUAAUAAGGUCAAUGAUGUACAGCCGUUAUGAUAUGAUAAUAUCUCAUAUGGCAAUGAAAGUUCGGAUUGCAACUUGCUAUAUUAUUUACAAUAAGUCGUUGCGACUAAAAACUAAUUCUCAAGAUCAGACAACAACCGGUCAAAUAAUAAAUCUUAUGUCAAACGACGUAAAUCGGUUUGAUAUAUCGCUUUUAUAUGUUCCUUUUCUGUUGGUUGGACCUUUAGAAACAAUCGUGGUAACGUACUUUUUAUGGCAAGAAGUAGGCGUGUCAUCAGUACUUGGUGUGGCUACAUUACUUGUAUUUAUACCGUUACAAAUAUGGUUGGGAUCAAAAACGUCUGAAGUUCGAAUACAAACAGCCAAAAGAACGGACAUAAGAGUACAUUUGAUGAACGAAAUAAUAUCGGGUUUACAAGUGAUAAAAAUGUACACUUGGGAACCAUUUUUUAACAAUCUUACAAAAUAUGCCAGAAAGAAAGAAAUGAAUAAAAUAAUAAAAUCGGCGUAUGUCAAAGGAAUUUUGUCGUCGUUUUUUUUAUUUAAUACGAGAAUCGCAUUAUUUGUCAAUUUACUUGCAUACGUAUUACUCGGAAACAAUAUAACCGCAUCGAAAGUAUUUGUAAUCACGUCGUAUUAUAACAUUUUGCGAGUAACAUUGACUAUAGCUUUUCCACCGGGUGUUGGUCUAUCUGCCGAAUUAUUAGUGUCAAUAAAACGAAUUGAGGAUUUCCUUUUAUACGAAGAAAGAGAUAAACAAGUGAUGACAAACCAAAUAAAAUCAAUAGACGUUUCUAGAAAAACAAUAAACAACGGUGCUGUGUUGGAUAACGUGAAUAAUCACAACGAUACUGAAAUUCAGUUAAAUAAUUUCGGUAUAGUAAUGUCAAACGUUUCAGCCAAGUGGGUAAACGGUCAAAUCGUCAAUACCCUAGAAAAUAUAAAUUUAACUGUAACGCCCGGUCGAUUGGUUGCAAUAAUUGGUCCAGUAGGAGCAGGAAAAAGUUCGUUACUACAAGCUAUUUUACGAGAACUAUCACUUUUAGAUGGAAGUAUUUCCGUGCGUGGUGUUGUGUCAUACGCAUCGCAGGCACCAUGGUUAUUCCCAGGUUCUGUUAAACAAAAUAUAAUUUUUGGUUCGCCAAUGGACAAAGACCGUUAUAACAAAGUAAUAGAUGUUUGUGCGUUAAAAACAGAUUUUGAGCAGUUUCGAUACGGCGAUCGGACGGUUGUAGGAGAAAAAGGAUUAUCCCUUAGUGGUGGUCAAAGAGCAAGAGUAAAUUUAGCAAGAGCCAUAUAUAAACAAGCAGAUAUCUAUUUAUUGGAUGAUCCUUUAUCGGCAGUGGACACUCGUGUCGGCAAACAUUUGUUUGAAAAAUGUAUUAAAGAGUAUCUCAAAGAAAAGACUUGUAUACUAAUAACCCAUCAAAUUCAAUACUUGACUAGUGUAGAUCAAAUUGUUUUAAUGGAAAACGCAAAAGUUACAGUGGAAGGUUCAUAUCAGGAGCUUCAAAGAUCCGGUUUAGACUUUAUAAAACUACUAGGAUCUUCAACGGAAACAGCAGUUUUGACCGAAAACGAGUGUAACAAUGAAAAAUCUAAUAUCGAAAGUUCUGAAUUAUAUUCCGCAAAUACUGCACAAAAGUCAUCCGUUUCCAUUGUUGCGUCAUCUGUCAAAGAAACCGAGAUCAAUGAUGUUGACGCCGGACCGGUUAACAUGGCUGAAACGCGUUCUUCGGGAAAUGUCGGAUUUAGUAUCUAUUGGUCAUAUAUUUUGGCCAGUGGUCAUUUUUGCAAAGUAUUGAGUUUAUUGUCAGUCUGCAUUUUUACUCAAGUAAUUGCAUCCGGCAGUGAUUACUGGAUAACUUAUUGGGUUGAUUUAGAAGAUCAUUAUUUUGGUGUAAUUGAGCAAUUUGUAGCCACCAAUAAUGUUACAUUCACAAUAACCCAACCCACUGACGGAUUAAUGCCGUGGAUUGUAUCAAGACAAACUUGUGUCGUUGUAUUUGCAAUACUUACACUCUUAAUUAUCAUAUUUGCUUAUGCCGAGUUAAUUUUGUUGGUAUCUAUAUGCACCACUGCAUCCUCGAACCUUUAUAAUCGAAUGUUCAAUUCAAUUAUAAGAGCAACCAUGGCAUUUUUGAAUAAAAACCCAUCAGGUCGAAUUCUAAAUCGUUUUACAAAAGAUAUAGGAAUUAUUGACGAAGCGUUGCCUCCAGUAUUUAUUGAUGUUGUUCAAAUCGGGUUGAUGGUGAUCGGAAUAUUAAUAGUGGUGGGAAUUGUCAAUGUUUAUUUAAUCCUACUAACAUUAAUUUUAGUGGUAGUUUUUUUCAAAAUGAGAAACAUAUAUAUGACGACAACUCGUAAUGUAAAACGUCUAGAAGGAAUUGCACGAAGUCCAAUGUUUACUCAUGUAAAUUCUUCGCUUCAAGGACUGACAACAAUAAGAGCAUUUGAUGUAGAACAAAUACUUUCUCAGGAGUUUGCAAGUCAUCAAGAUUUACAUUCUUCAGCUUGGUAUUUAUUUAUGAGUUUAAGUAGAGCAUUUGGGUUUUGGUUAGAUAUUGUUGCUAUUUUGUACACAACUCUCGUAACGUUUUUUUUAAUAUUUAUUGUUAAUGAUACACGUGGUGGAAAUGUUGGUCUAGCUAUUACACAAGCGAUUGGAUUGACUGGUAUGUUCCAAUGGGUAGUAAGGCUGUCUGCGGAAUUAGAAAAUCAAAUGACGUCUGUUGAAAGAGUUCUUGAAUACACAAAUGUACCGCAAGAACCAGCUCUUGAAUCAGUUCCAAACAAAAAACCACCCGAAGGAUGGCCAAAUAAAGGAAAGAUUAUAUUCAACAAAUUAUGUAUGCGUUACAAUUCAGACUCACCAUUUAUUUUAAAAAAUAUCAGUGUUGAAAUUGAGGCUACGGAAAAAAUAGGAGUUGUUGGAAGGACUGGUGCUGGCAAAUCAUCUUUGAUUGGAGCAUUAUUUAGAUUAGCUCUUAACGAGGGUAGUAUCAUUAUAGAUGGAAUUGAAAUACACGAAUUGGGAUUACAUGAUUUGCGAUCUAAAUUGUCUAUCAUUCCUCAAGAACCAGUUUUAUUUUCAGGAACAAUGAGAAAAAACUUGGAUCCAUUUGAUAAAUAUUCGGAUCAUGUUCUUUGGAAAGCUUUAGAUGAAGUGGAACUUAAAGAUUUUGUGGAAGAUUUAUCGGAUGGGUUGAACUCAAAAAUAUCUGAAGAUGGAUCUAAUUUGAGUAUCGGUCAAAGACAAUUAGUAUGCUUAGCUAGAGUUAUUGUACAAAAUAAUAAAAUCCUUAUAAUAGAUGAAGCCACUGCCAAUGUGGAUCCACAAACUGACGGUUUGAUACAAAAUACCAUCAGAAAUAAGUUUCGAACAUGUACAGUAUUAACAAUUGCUCAUCGUUUAAUCACAGUUAUGGAUUCUGAUAAGAUACUUGUAAUGGACGCUGGUAAAAUAGUUGAAUUUGACCAUCCAUAUACUUUGUUGAAAAACAAAAAUGGAUGUUUUUACAAAAUGGUUGAACAAACAGGCCCAAAUAAUGCCAAAUUGCUACAUAGUUUAGCUACUGAGAUAAUAAUAAACAGAAUAAUAUCCUGAUUCCUGACGAAGAUAAAAAUGUAACUACAAUU